Penicillium crustosum is the source of this 495-nucleotide messenger RNA. Its product is annotated as ankyrin repeat domain-containing protein. The coding region runs from base 1 to 495 and encodes 164 amino acids. The record is from RefSeq and is a predicted model, not a curated record. Lineage: Eukaryota; Fungi; Ascomycota; Eurotiomycetes; Eurotiales; Aspergillaceae. The transcript has a single exon. Gene Ontology annotation, molecular function: protein binding.
AUGUUUGAUGUGAGAGAAGCAGAGAGGUCGGAGGAUACCCGGGAUUACCAGGCAGUUAUCAAGCUGCUUCUCAACCAUGGGGCCAAUCCGAACAACGCGACAACUAGCUCACCAUCGUGGAUAUCGCCUUUGAUGUUAGCUACUAGAUGCGGCAAUCUUGAGACUACCAAGAUUUUAUUAGAACAUGGGGCGUCUCCUUCACUGCACUAUGCUGCCUACACAAAUGGAUAUGGAUCUGCGCUGGAUGAGUGGCAAAGUUCAUUGAAGAUGGCUUGUUACUUUGAAUCUCCAGAACGCGAGUCUAUGAUCGACUUACCGUUGCAGUAUGGCGCUGAAGUAAACCUUGAAAAUGCGAUGAGUGAGACUCUACUAUUUGCAUUUAUCGACGGUAAAUUUGAUGAUUCGAUUGAUUUGAUUCGCGAACUUCGCAAACGUGGUGCUGUAGUCAACUACCUGAAUAUCAACUACAAUACACCUUUACAUCUCUGUCAAUGA